Messenger RNA from Panthera uncia (snow leopard), 3067 nucleotides. Its product is annotated as olfactory receptor 6Q1. The record is from RefSeq and is a predicted model, not a curated record. Gene Ontology annotation, biological process: G protein-coupled receptor signaling pathway. Gene Ontology annotation, molecular function: G protein-coupled receptor activity; olfactory receptor activity. The transcript is spliced from 2 exons. Gene Ontology annotation, cellular component: membrane. NCBI's taxonomy places the organism in Eukaryota, Metazoa, Chordata, Mammalia, Carnivora, Felidae. Bases 989 to 1954 code for a protein of 321 amino acids.
CAGGCUCCGAGCCAUCAGCCCAGAGCCUGACGCGGGGCUCGAACUCACAGACCGCGAGAUCGUGACCUGGCUGAAGUCGGACGCUUAACCGACUGCGCCACCCAGGCGCCCCAUGACAUCACAAUUUAUUGCAUGCAGGUACGUGCAUCCUGGUGACUCUUUUUGGCAACACAGUCACGGACAAACAAAGGCACUGUCUUCAAUGGGCUGUGCUUGUGCGUGUGGGGGGGUGUUAGAAACAAACAAAUAAAUGUCUAACUGGUGACAGCGAAGCUGUGACAAAAAUGUCAAGGCAAGAAGCGAGUCGGAGAGUGAUGGGGUUGCGUUUUCAGACAGGAGCUCAGAAGGGGCUAAAGUGGCCUUACGCAGAGAAUUAAAGGAAGUGCAGGAGGAAGCCGCACAGGCAGGGAAACAAAGGCAGUAAGAACAAAGGCCCUGCGCGUCACUUCACGCUGUUUCCUUCCAUCUUUAGACCAGCCCUGCAAACGUGCGUAUCGCGUCUCCCAGGCGAAGAUGUGAAAAGAGAGACUCAGCAAGAAAAAGCGACUUGCCCAAACUAGAGCUGGUCCUCGCUGGCACCGGAGUCAAACUCCGAUCCUCUGAUCUCAGAGGCGGUGCUGGGAACCGGGGCCGUGUGCAACGGACAGUGUGAGAUGUUGCCGGAGGAGCAGAGAAGUGGGCACGCGGUUCCAGUUGAGACAACACUUCCUCUAGGAAGCACUUGCUGAUUCCUCCAGACUUGGGGGAGCUUCCCUGCUAUUUCCUCCCAUAACGUCUGCAUCCUUAUCCAGCACUUUAAAUUUUGUACUGAAAUUGUCUGUUUUCUGGAGCUCCUCCCAGGCUAUACAUUCUUCGGGGGCAGGGCCAGUGUCUUGACUUUGCUUUCCUCUUCUGAAAUGAAAGAUGUCUCAUUGUGCCAUCCUCACUGGUUCUCCUUGAGUUGUCGUUGUCCGUGAGGUUAUGAACGUCCUGACUCUCACUUCCACCUAUGCAGCCAUAUGCCCCAAACUGGACCCAUGUAACAGAGUUUGUCAUAGUGGGCUUUGCUGGGGUGCAUGAAGCACGCCCCCUCUUCUUUACACUCUUCCUCACCAUGUACCUAUUCACCCUGGUGGAGAACUUGGCCAUCAUCGUGGUGGUGGCUUUAGACCACCGGCUACGUAGACCCAUGUAUUUCUUCCUGACGCACUUGUCCUGCCUUGAAAUCUGGUACACUUCGGUGACAGUGCCCAAGAUGCUGGCUGGUUUUAUUGGGGUAGGUGGGGGCAAGAACAUCUCCUAUGCUGGCUGCCUGUCCCAGCUCUUCAUCUUUACCUUCCUGGGGGCAACGGAGUGUUUCCUACUGGCUGCCAUGGCCUAUGACCGCUAUGUGGCCAUUUGUAUGCCUCUCCGAUAUGCGGCCUUGGUGUCGUGGGGCGCCUGCGUCCGUCUGGCCGCUGCUUGUUGGCUGGCGGGCCUCCUCACACCUGUUUUGCCUAUCUACCUCAUGUCCCAGCUGACGUUUUGUGGCCCCAACGUCAUCGACCACUUCUUCUGUGAUGCCUCACCGCUGCUAGCCUUGUCCUGCUCAGAUGUCACCCUGAAGGAGACCACAGACUUCCUCGUUUCUCUGGUGGUGCUCCUGGCCUCCUCUACGGUUAUUUCUGUGUCCUAUGGCAACAUCGUCUGGACGUUGCUGCACAUCCAUUCAGCUGCUGAGCGCAGGAAGGCCUUCUCCACUUGUGCAGCUCACCUGACAGUGGUGAGCCUCUUCUAUGGCACUCUUUUUUUCAUGUAUGUCCGGACCAAAGUGGCCUCCUCCGUCAACUUCAACAAGGUGGUGUCUGUCUUCUACUCCAUUGUCACGCCAAUGCUCAACCCCCUCAUCUAUAGUCUUCGGAACAGGGAGGUGAAGGGAGCUCUGGGCCGAGCCUUGUCCCUCAGGUCUUGGAAAGGUCAGCAAGGAGGAAGGUGAAGACCUAAUUUUCUUGCCUUGGCUCUUCAGAAGGAGGGUGGUGAGGACGAGGGGACAGAGCAGUGACCUGGGUGGUCAUGAGUUAUGGAUCAUGUAUUAGUUAAAGUAAACUGUUAAUCUGGUGUAAUGAGAGACAUCUAGCUAUAAAGGGGCUUAAAGAAGGAAAGAGAUUUGUUCUUUCCUGCAAGAGUCCAAGGUGAGUGCUUCAGGUUGGCUCUGCUCAACAGGCAACGAUGGAAGUUCCCUCAUUCCAUAGUGUCAACAUCCCUUAGGAUGUUGGCAAACUAAGCGCCGUGGGCCAAAUUCAACUCGACACUUGUUUUUAAUGAGCUGUAAGCUAAGAAUGGUUUUUAGACUUUUAAAUGGUUGUAAACAAAUCAAAAGUAAAAUAAUACUUCAUGACACAUAGUCAUUUUAUUUUUUAUUUUAAUUUUUAAUUUGAGAGAGAGAGAGUGAGGGAGAAGCAGAGGGAGAGACAGAGACAGAGACAGAGAGAGACAAUCCCAAGCUCAGCACGGAGCCUGAUGCAUGGCUCCAACUUACAGCCAUGAGAUGAUGACCCGAGCUGACAUCAAGAGUCAGAUUCUCAACUGACUCAGCUACCCAGGUGCCCCGACCCAUAAUCACUUAAUAAAAUUAAAAGUUCAGUGUCCAUAAAUCGAGUUUUACUAGGAUACGAUCACACCAUAUGUGUUAUCUAUGGCUCCAUUCGUGCUACAAUGACAGAGUUGAGUAGCUGAGAUAGUGACCAUAUGCCAACCCUCAGUCUAGGGCCUUCUUGUUAUCUACAUGGUCAGCAUGAGGUUCCAGGGAGCAAGAAGGGUGAGGAUAGAUCAAGGAGGAAACAAACUUCAUGUCUUAAGGUUUCUCCACUAGAUGUAGAAACCAUCAUUUCUACUCACCUCUGUUGGUGAGAAAUUAGCCAUAGCUCCCAGCUCUUUGCCAGGGUACUGAAAAGAGUCUGUAGCUAGGCAACCAGGUACCCAGCCCCAAUUUGAUUAUUGUGGAGAAAAAGGAGAACAAAUUUUGGCAGACGACUAGCUGUUUCCACCCACAAAGUCCCCAGAAUCAUAGCUGAUUUUCCAUGUGAUCCAUGUACUUAAUUUCUUUGUA